Molecule: messenger RNA, 924 nt
Organism: Drosophila obscura
Lineage: Eukaryota; Metazoa; Arthropoda; Insecta; Diptera; Drosophilidae
Exons: 3
Coding region: 1-819 (272 amino acids)
Source: RefSeq, a predicted model, not a curated record
AUGGCCAGCUACAGCUACACUCCCGCCCGGUGCUGGCUCCUGGGUGUCCUGUUGCUGCUCACAAUCGCCGCUAGCUGGCCCACGGGGACAUCGGCAGCGCCGCGACGUCUCAGCGGUCGCCACCUAAUACUGCCCCACCGCCACCACGUGCACCAGCGUUCGGCGGAACACCAGGCAUUGGAUCAAACGAGGAAUAUCACAAUAGUGAGGCCCGAGCCAACGUCCACCCUGCUCUGCCAGUAUCACAGGAGCGCCAUGUCAACGAAGGCAAGUCUGGUCGGUGCCCAGAAUGUGGCCGAGAAGACUAUGGAAGCCAUCACCUGCCUGAUCGGCCAGUGGCUGGAUUACUAUUGGAAAGAUGGCGUUACAUUGAGCGGCGCGAUAGACCGCUACUCAUUGCACAAUCUCAACCUGACGCAUCCGUUGCACGAGGAGACCAAAAAGGUGCGCUUCGAUAGUGACCCCGAGAGGUUCAUCUACGAGAAUCAGGCUGAGGUGAGAGAGGCCAGCGAGGAGCUGCCCAAGAUUGCCGACGCCCUGAUGAUUGUGCGCCAUCUGAUGCAGAGCGUCACCAAGGGGCACAGCGGCUACAACUGCACCUUCGUGCAUAUCAUCGAAAAGCUGAGCCACAACCUAUACAUGGCAGAGGCAGCCAUGAACAGCCAGCCCUGCAGCAUGUCCAUCUAUACGUACGCAACCUCAUACCCAGACCACAAGUUCGGGGUCACCCUGGAGGCCAUCAAGCUGCUGGCCGUCGUCCAGCAGAAGUACAAGGUCCUGCUGGAAAAGCAGAAUGGCGACGAAGAGGAGGUCAACUAGGAGCGCACACACACGGAAUAAUGUAUCUCCUCCUUCAAGUUCCCAGAGUUAAAGUAUACCAAAAAGCAAUCGCCACCAUCAACCACCUGCAGCCACCACCACACC